AUGGCUGCUGUUCCAAUAACAUUGGGCAUCCACUGGGUGCCACUGACUUCCCUGUGUCCUGGUGCGCCUCGCGACUUUGCAGGUGACCCAGACCCUUCUCUUUGCAUUCAACCACAAAUGUCAGAUUGCAAUGGGGUAAGAGGGGAAGAUGAGGGAGGAGACAGUGAGUGGGAGCUCAUUGAUCAGUGUUUGUCUUCAGAGGGCCAGCAUCCAGAUCACAACAUCAUCCCAAAGGGAGGAAGGUUAUGGGGUUGUCUGCCAUGGUACAGGGGGGGCGCAUGUUUUGGGCGAGCAGUGGGUGGAGUCUGCUCCAGUAUUUCAGAAUACUCCACUGGCCAAACAUCAAGUUUCGCAGCAGCAUCGUGCCACUCCUGGGGUACUGCUGGUGAGGUGAAUGCUCUGAUUGUGAACGCCAGAACCUGUGCGGCGGCCGUCAACCGUAGCUCAUCCUCAGAAUACACUGUUUCGGUCGAUUUCCCUGCACCUUUGGGCUACGUGUUGAGAUAUUUUUUUCCUUUUUAG
Molecule: messenger RNA, 522 nt
Organism: Histoplasma capsulatum G186AR
Lineage: Eukaryota; Fungi; Ascomycota; Eurotiomycetes; Onygenales; Ajellomycetaceae
Exons: 1
Coding region: 1-522 (173 amino acids)
Source: RefSeq, a predicted model, not a curated record